UACCACGUUGGCGAGGGGCUUUUCAGUCUUUUUAUUUGUUGAUGCCAAUACUCACUCUUUUUGCAGUGAUUGAUUCCUCAUCUUCUUUCUCAAUCCUUAACCACUCUCUCUUCUGCUCUCGCUCUCACUUGGGGCUGAAGAUGAGAAUUUGUGGAGCAGCAACCAGCAGCAGCUACAUCACCACAUCCAAUUCCCUUCUAGUGUUCAUUAACUCUUCUCUGUCCAGUCCUGCCAAAACCAAAUUCCUGCCCUCAGUUUCUAGAUUCACUGUCAAGCGUUCUUGCUUCUUUUCUGAAACCCAUCCGCGCAUUGCUGUCAACAAGCCCUCCAUGAACCUGUUGAACAGACUUGGGUUUGGCAGUGCAAGGGCACCGGAGAACAUGGAUUCAUCCAUUCCUCAGAGUCCGGAUGAUGACAUACCGGCACCAGGCCAGCAGUUUGCCCAGUUUGGUGCUGGCUGUUUUUGGGGUGUUGAGUUGGUCUUCCAGAGGGUGCCUGGGGUGACCAAGACAGAAGUUGGGUACACACAGGGGCUUGUGCAUAAUCCAACCUAUGAGGAUGUGUGUUCAGGGACCUCAAAUCACUCAGAAGUUGUGAGGAUCCAAUAUGAUCCUAAAAACUGUAGCUACGAGUCUCUGCUUGAUGUGUUCUGGGCUAGACAUGAUCCUACCACUUUGAAUAGACAGGGAAAUGAUGUGGGAACGCAGUACAGAUCUGGAAUAUACUACUACACGCCAGAGCAAGAGAAGGUGGCAAAGGAGUCAUUGGAACAGCAGCAGAAGCAGUUGAACAGGAAGAUUGUUACUGAGAUCCUUCCUGCCAAGAAGUUCUACAGGGCAGAGGAGUACCAUCAACAGUACCUUGAGAAAGGGGGCAGAUUUGGUUUCAAGCAAUCUGCUGCUAAGGGAUGCAAUGAUCCAAUUAGGUGCUAUGGUUAAUUUUCAAUCAGAGAUCAAUGUGGCCGGUUCCUUAGAUGUUGAAAGUCGAUAAUUUUGUUAGUAAGCAUUUGUUAAUAUAUCAACAAAGCUUGUGCACACUGUAUUUGAGGUUGAACAUGGAUAUAGCCGUAAAUUCAGUUAUAGGGUUGUAUAUUAUCUUUUAUAUAUAAUAUAAUCUUGAUUU
This is a messenger RNA of Cajanus cajan (pigeon pea), 1122 nucleotides long. Its product is annotated as peptide methionine sulfoxide reductase A1. Gene Ontology annotation, cellular component: cytoplasm. NCBI's taxonomy places the organism in Eukaryota, Viridiplantae, Streptophyta, Magnoliopsida, Fabales, Fabaceae. Gene Ontology annotation, biological process: cellular response to oxidative stress. Gene Ontology annotation, molecular function: peptide-methionine (S)-S-oxide reductase activity. The record is from RefSeq and is a predicted model, not a curated record.